AUGGCAGGCCCUGUUGACAAAACAACGAAAGAGGUCUCAGAUUUGACAAUGGAAUCGGAAGGAACUAUGAGCAAAAAUGCACGCAAGAAGGAGCUGAAGAACAUGCAAAAGGAAGAGGAGAGGCGGCGAAAAGAGGAGGAGAAGGGAAAGCAGGCUGCUGCCACAGCAAGCUCGCAGGUUAAGAAAAAUGUAGCUAAUGAAGAUGAAGAAAUGGAUCCAACGCAAUACUUUGAAAACAGGCUGAAGCAUCUUGCUACACAGAAGGCAGAUAAUAAAAAUCCAUAUCCUCACAAAUUCUUUGUUUCAAUGACUCUGCUUGAAUAUGUAGAAAAGUAUGACGGCUUAAGCAAUGGGGAGCAUCAGGAGGAGAUCAGUGUAUCGCUAGCUGGGCGAAUCAUGAGCAAAAGGUCCUCCGGCUCUAAGCUUUUCUUUUAUGAUUUACAUGGUGGCGGUGAAAAGGUUCAAGUCAUGGCUGAUUUAAGCAAAUCGGAGUUGGAUGAAUCUGAAUUUUCUAAGUUCCAUUCUAGUGUUAAGCGUGGUGAUAUUGUUGGAGUGACUGGGUUCCCAGGGAAGACGAAGAGAGGGGAGCUGAGCAUUUUCCCAAGAUCAUUUAUAGUCUUAUCACAUUGUCUUCAUAUGAUGCCAAGGCAUAAAGCUGGUCCUGCUUCUGAUAAUGCUAAUGCGAAGAAGACUGAUGGAUGGGUCCCAGGAAGCCCAAGGAAUCCUGAAACUUAUAUUUUAAAAGACCAGGAAACUCGUUAUCGUCAACGUUAUCUGGAUUUAAUGUUGAACACCGAGGUUCGACAAAUAUUCAAGACCAGAUCUAAGAUCAUUCAAUAUGUUAGAAGGUUCCUGGACAAGCGUGAUUUCGUGGAGGUUGAAACUCCAAUGAUGAAUAUGAUUGCUGGUGGAGCGGCUGCCCGCCCUUUUGUGACUUAUCACAAUGAACUUGACAUGAAGCUUUUCAUGCGCAUUGCACCUGAACUAUAUCUCAAGCAGUUAAUUGUUGGUGACCUGUCUCGUACCGGUGUUUAUGAGAUUGGAAAACAAUUUAGAAAUGAGGGUAUUGAUUUGACUCAUAAUCCUGAGUUCACCACCUGUGAAUUCUACAUGGCUUAUGCAGACUACAAUGACUUGAUGACCCUGACCGAGGAAAUGUUGAGUGAGAUGGUCAAGGAACUCACUGGUGGAUACAAAAUCAAGUAUCACUCGAAUGGGCUCGAUAAGGAUCCAAUUGAGAUUGACUUCACUCCUCCUUUCAGGAGGAUUGACAUGGUCGAUGAAUUAAAUAAGAUCGCAGAUCUCAACAUAAAUCCAGCAGAUCUCUCUAGUGAUGAAGCUAACAAAUAUCUUAAGGAGGCAUGCAAGAAGUUUGAUAUCAAAUGUUCUCCUCCUGAAACAACAACUCGUUUAUUGGACAAGCUUGUGGGGCACUUUCUGGAAGGGACUUGUGUAAAUCCUACAUUUAUCAUUAACCAUCCCGAAAUAAUGAGUCCUUUAGCAAAGUGGCAUAGAUCAAAACCGGGCUUGACUGAACGUUUCGAAUUGUUUAUCAACAAGCAUGAGCUCGCCAAUGCAUACACUGAAUUGAAUGAUCCUGUGGUACAACGCCAACGAUUUGCUGAUCAACUCAAGGAUCGACAAUCAGGUGACGAUGAAGCAAUGCCUUUGGAUGAAACAUUUUGUAGAGCCCUUGAGUAUGGUUUACCUCCAACUGGCGGUUGGGGUUUGGGCAUCGACCGGCUCUGUAUGUUGUUAACUGAUUCACAGAAUAUCAAGGAAGUUCUUCUCUUCCCGGCUAUGAAACCACACGCUGAGCCUUCUGCUAAAGGUGCUAAUUCUGAUGUUGGAAGACCUUUCUGGCAUAAUUUUAAAAAUCUUCUGAGUCAUGUUAUUCAUGUGAGCACUUUUCUGAGUUAUUCAUUGGGAUGGUAUCAGAAUCAUGUUAUUCAUGUGCACUGGCGGACCCAAGAAUUUUUUAGCGGAGGUGCAAUUUUGAAAGACGGAAUUGCCCCCGUCUCUCACACACUCUCUCUCUCCCGCGCGUCGCUCUCUCCCUCCUCUGGUUCGCGACCGCCACCACAGCCGGCCACGUUUUGGCCGGCCGUUCAGUCAUCCGGCCACCACUCGGGUCGGGACCGGUCCCAAAAUGACCGGCCUGACUCCGCCGUCCUACCCCACCUGUUCUCCGACGUCAGCCGGCAGCGAUACCGCCGGAAAGUGCAGAAAAACGGCCGGUUUUUACCCAGAUUUUCCGGAGCUCGUUCCGGCGAUUCCGGCCACCAAAUCUUGCGAUCAAGGUAUGGUUUCUCACCUAUUUUCCGAGCUCUAGCUGCCUGUUGGGAAGCUUGGCCGGCGGUUUGGAGUUUUCCGGCCGCCGGAAAUUACUCAAGGCACCCACGCGCUGCCGGCGCGUGUGGCGGCGCGUGGGCUAGGAAAAUGGACCGGCUCGAGGUAUUACCAGGAUCGUGUAGGAUCCGACGGAUCGUAAAACGGAGUCCCGGAUACUCCGGAAAUGCCAACCCUGGGGCCCAGUGUGAGGUCGCACGCGUCUUUGGGUUAGCUGGCGUGUUGACAGACCCCGCCCAGUGUGAGGUCGCACGCGUCUUUGGGUUAGCCGGCGUGUUGACAGACCCCGCCCAGUGUGAGGUCGCACGCGUCUUUGGGUUAGCCGGCGUGUUGACAGACCCCGCCCAGUGUGAGGUCGCACGCGUCUUUGGGUUAGCCGGCGUGUUGACAGACCCCGCCCAGUGUGAGGUCGCACGCGUCUUUGGGUUAGCCGGCGUGUUGACAGACCCCGCCCAGUGUGAGGUCGCACGCGUCUUUGGGUUAGCUGGCGUGUUGACAGACCCCGCCCAGUGUGAGGUCGCACGCGUCUUUGGGUUAGCCGGCGUGUUGACAGACCCCGCCCAGUGUGAGGUCGCACGCGUCUUUGGGUUAGCCGGCGUGUUGACAGACCUCGCCCAGUGUGAGGUCGCACGCGUCUUUGGGUUAGCCGGCGUGUUGACAGACCCCGCCCAGUGUGAGGUCGCACGCGUCUUUGGGUUAGCCGGCGUGUUGACAGACCCCGCCCAGUGUGAGGUCGCACGCGUCUUUGGGUUAGCCGGCGUGUUGACAGACCCCGCCCAGUGUGAGGUCGCACGCGUCUUUGGGUUAGCCGGCGUGUUGACAGACCCCGCCCAGUGUGAGGUCGCACGCGUCUUUGGGUUUGCCGGCGUGUUGACAGACCCCGCCCAGUGUGAGGUCGCACGCGUCUUUGGGUUAGCCGGCGUGUUGACAGACCCCGCCCAGUGUGAGGUCGCACGCGUCUUUGGGUUAGCCGGCGUGUUGACAGACCCCGUACGUGGCCGGGAACCAGGAUUGAUAGGAAAGAGCUACGUGUGGCUUGAUCCCUUAGUAGGGUGUGUAUGGAUGGAUUUUGAAUUGGUUAUAUGCAUGUCUGAUGCAGUAGAAAUUUUGGGGAAUGUUCAAUUUACAGGGGAGACUAUGCCGAAAUUUUGGCAGAAAGUCUCGUGCCCUAAAUCCUCUCUGGUAAAAGAGGACAUAGUUUUAAGGAGUAAACCCGGCGUGGGUGUGAUGCCGGGGUCUCCGCAGGGUUCGUCUCGGGUUCCGGGAAAUUCGGGGCGGGUCCUAUCAGGCUAUACAUUUGAAAUAUUCUAUUUUGGGAGGGAGAGAGUGGUGAAAAUUUGUGAGGCUUCCGAAUGCGAAGAUGAAGACGAUGAUGGUGCUGGUAUUGGAAAGCCUGACCUUCAAAAUUAUCGAAUCGAUGAUCUACCAGAAGAGAUAAACAAGAGUCGAAAAGGGUGGCUUGGUCCAUAUGUUGGGAAAAGUGGUUGUCUUGAAUCAACAAAAGCCAUUUUUGGGAGACAGCCUUCAAUCUCAGCAAAGAAUUUUCAGAAACCAGCCAUCAGGAAUUGGGGAGCUGAUGAAGAAGAAGCUGUGAAGCCAGUGCAACUGCAUUGGCUUUUACUCGAUAGACCUAUUGGCAGAGAACUUAAUGGCCUGCUAACGGGUCGUGUAGAACCGCUAAGGGCAUUACCUGCCAACUCACUUGAAGAGAAGCGAACAUCUCAACUGGAGGGCAUUGUUGAUAAAGUUGUAAACAAGAUCCAAUAUAUUGUAGUUAUACUUUGGUUAAAAGGAUUGGUUAUUGACUUGAUAUAA
Messenger RNA from Prunus armeniaca (apricot), 4164 nucleotides. Lineage: Eukaryota; Viridiplantae; Streptophyta; Magnoliopsida; Rosales; Rosaceae. The record is from the annotation of a GenBank genome assembly.